Molecule: messenger RNA, 1890 nt
Organism: Eimeria necatrix
Lineage: Eukaryota; Apicomplexa; Conoidasida; Eucoccidiorida; Eimeriidae
Exons: 2
Coding region: 1-1890 (629 amino acids)
Source: RefSeq, a predicted model, not a curated record
AUGCCAAGUAUGGACUUGCAGCUGACUCAAUGGGAGGCGGAGCCACUUUAUUUAACUCCCUCCCACGCAUUCAUGCCACGAUUUGGAGGCGAAAGGGCCAUGUACGAAUCUCCUUGGUCUAUACCGCCAGCAGUUCAAUGCCAAAAGCCCCCUACGAAGGCCCCGAAAAUUAUAGCCAUCCUAUUGAUUCUGGCCCUAGUAAUGACCAUGUACUUCUGUCACCUGAAGAAAAACCAACAGCGCGGCUCACCUACGACUAUCCGCAGGCUUGCAGGCAGCGGAAGCCCAGACAAGAAUUCCGCAAAUAAUAAAUUGGGAGAGGAGCAAUGCCAACGAUGGGACGAUGCACUGAGGCCUGUAGGGCUAGAUAUCAUCGAUCGCCCUCUUCUUUCCUUUCAGGGGAGCGCUGCUGCGUCAAAUGAGCAGCCACCAAGUGAGCAGGGAAAAGAAACGGCAAGCACCGAUGUGGAAACUGGUAAAUUGAUGCAGCUGUCAGCAACAGAGAGAAUUGCCGAAUGGUCGAUGGACCCUAUAAGCGAGUUGGACUCAUUGAUACGGUUCUCAUCAGACGCUCCGACGGAUUCACUUUCGUUUGGCAGUAGAAAAUUCCCGUACUCGGACGGAGAUGCAGCACUCUCAUCCGAUCGUGAUAGUACAGAAUUUCCACUUUCCUUGUCAGACGAAGCUCUACGCAGCUACAUACAAAUGUAUGCGCAGUCUGGAGAAUCUCCAACAAACAGCGGCUACACCGCGAAUCUGGAGGAACCUUGUACUACUUCAAAUUCGAGACCGCAUCCGGAUCAAAUAGAGAAUUAUACACUUCACUGGAUACUUGGGGGGUUACGUGCUUCUUUGGACCUACCAGAGCUCUCAGGAGAUGCAGUGAAUACAUAUUUUGAAUCACAGGCCAGUGAGUUGUCUACCGCAGGAAGCGGCGGUAGUGGCAUUCCUUCGCCAAUGCCCUCGCCUCAGCAACAUUUGGAUGCUGCAGGAGCUACCGGUACGAACUGCGGAGAAAACUCUGCAAAUGCGCUGGAGUCACCUGAUGAGUCGGACCCACGGGAAACCUCUCCCCAAUUAGACGUCCAUUCUGAAAGCACGUCGGUAUCUGUUCCUCGCACGCCUAUGGGAGGCGAUUCUCUUCAAACUUCUGCCUCGGGAGCCACAGAAGAUACGCAGACACGGGACCUUUUAUUCCCAGACAGCUCCAUUCUGCUUACCCUGCUAAGCAGCUCUUCGCCCGAAGCAGCAAGAGACAGGGAACGUUCGACUAAUUAUGAUAAUCAUCCAUUUUACCAGCUUCCAGUAGUUCUGCCAGGGGUGCAAGUCGAGCCAUUCAACACCCAAUAUGCUUUUGAAACUGUAAAGCCAACAUGGGGCUUUUCAGCGAAACUUCGCCCUAUAAGGGUUUUGCUACGCAAGAAAGAACUAUCUCAGAGGGAGACAGAGCUACUUGUACGCCUUGCCGAACAACUUGUGGCCUAUGCCGACAAGUCCUUGAGAGGUGACAUAGUGGUGACGAAUGUAUCACGCGCCUCGGGAAGACUGGCUCGUCGGUUUCUUGCAGCAGAUGCAUUGUGGUCUAUCUGUAAAGCCGUGGGUCCUGCAAUGCGAAUGGAAACUUGGUGGCGAGAUCUAAUGAAGAGGAUGGCAAAUCUCCCAACUCUGCAGAGUCAGAUGAACGCGAUUAGAAACCCUUUUCGAUGUGUCUUUAUCCGUCGGAUCCUUGCUGCGCUUCAAUUAUACAGAGUAGGAAGACGUCCAGAUGCAAAAGAGGUAGUGGAGUUAAUGCAGUGGAUAUUCUGCCCUCCCAACACUGUCACAGAAUUCGCCAGGGCUAUAUGGGACCCAUGGAGAAAAGAAAAUGAACUUUUUUUAAGCCCUCAGUGA